Molecule: messenger RNA, 1626 nt
Organism: Paramecium tetraurelia
Lineage: Eukaryota; Ciliophora; Oligohymenophorea; Peniculida; Parameciidae
Exons: 3
Biological process (GO): transmembrane transport
Molecular function (GO): transmembrane transporter activity
Source: RefSeq, a predicted model, not a curated record
AUGUCAGAAUUACCAUCCAUUUAGAAUUAAGAUGUUUCAGGACCAAGAAAUGAAUAGAAGGGGUUAAUACAAUAAGAAAAAGAGACUACUAAAAAUAAUUCAGGAGAAGCACUUACCAAACAAGAGUUGUACAACGAUGAUGAAAUGAAGGCAAUAAUGAUAUCAGGGAUAAAAUCAAUGGUAGGGGGGUUAUUAUUACAUCUGGAACUUGGUACAUUUUAUGUUUGGGGAUCAAUAAGUCCUUAUGUAUGUGCUUGGAUGAGAGAGAAAGACUUGAGUGUAACAUUGAACUAUAUGGCUAUCAUAUUCCCUAUUCUUGGUUUAAUAACAAUGUCUUGUCUGUCAUUUGGAAUAAAAAUAGCUGAAAAAAUUGGAUUUAAACUGACAAUUGGCAUAUGUUCAACUUCAAUAGCAUUGGCAUUUUUGAUAAUAUCAUUUGUCCAAGAUAUUGGUGGUUUCAUAGCUAUCUAUUGUAUAAUGGUGGGAAUUUCAGGAGGAUUAGCAUAUAUGUUACCAAUCAUUUGCGGAUGGAGACACUUUCCAGACAAGAGAGGAUUGGUUUCAGGAAUAACCAUAGGCGGAUAUGGAUUUGGGUCAUUCAUAUUCAAUUUUGUUUGCAAAGCCAUAGCAAAUCCUGAUAAUGAGAAGCCAAGUGUUAUAUUUUAAGAAGAUGGCAAAGAUGUAAAAUACUUUGACAGCACAGUUGGGGAUAGAGUUCCUUUAAUGUUAUAGGUCUUGGCAGCCUGUUACUUUGGAUUGGCCAUUCUAUCGACUUUAUUGGUGAGAUUCCCUAAGGAAAUAGAUGUGGAGAAAUUGAUAGCUACAAUUGAAGCAAGAAAGAAAAAACAAGCAUCCCUUAAUCCAAAUCAGUAAAUUCAUGUUCCAUCUUCCUACCUCCCACCAGAGAAAGAGUGUUAAACAGUAUCUAAAGGAGUUAAACAUGUAGUUUUCCCAGUUCUGGUUUUGAUAGUCUUGAUGUCUUGCACUUUAGGAAUGCUGAUAUCUAAUUGCUAUAAGUUUUAUGGACAAGAAUUAGGAAUAGAUGAUGCUACACUCACGGCUACUGGUUCUGUUGCUGGAGUAAUGAAUGGAUGCUCUCGUUUCUUCUGGGCCACCUUAUCCGAUAAAACCUCGUUUAAGUUUACUUUCACAUUAAUAUCAAUUCUAAAUUUAAUCACUUCAGCAAUACUACCUUACAAUAGCGAUGGAAUUGGAUAUCUAUUAUUGAUCGCCAUAGUUUAUUUAGCAGAAGGAGGACUAUUAGCUACUUAUCCUUUGAUCUGUGCCACAGUUUAUGGUAAAAAGAUUGGAGGGUUGAUGUACGGAUUUCUGUUUUUUAUGAUUGGGGUCUGCAACAUGCUUGGUUACAUAUUCUAUCGAUUUGCGAGACUAAAGAUUGGAUGGGAAGGAGUCUAUUGGAUUUGUUUUGGAAUGAAUGUUGUUGGAAUCAUACUGGGAAUCAUUUUGAAGGAAAAAGGAUAUGAUUGGAGAGAUGUCCAAGUCUAGGCAUCAGAACAACUAAGAAACGAUAAUUCAGAACAUCAACAAUUACAAUAAUAAUAAUGAUUUGAUACUCAAUGUUUUUUAUAUUAUGAGUCAAAAGUUUUGAUUAAUUCUGUAUUGGAA